This is a messenger RNA of Branchiostoma belcheri (Belcher's lancelet), 5525 nucleotides long. Its product is annotated as eukaryotic translation initiation factor 4 gamma 1-like. The transcript is spliced from 26 exons. The record is from RefSeq and is a predicted model, not a curated record. The coding region runs from base 718 to 4644 and encodes 1308 amino acids. Gene Ontology annotation, cellular component: eukaryotic translation initiation factor 4F complex. Lineage: Eukaryota; Metazoa; Chordata; Leptocardii; Amphioxiformes; Branchiostomatidae. Gene Ontology annotation, molecular function: mRNA binding; translation initiation factor activity; protein binding.
AGCAGCAGCACUCAGCAGCAGCAGCAGCAGUUGCCGCAGAAGCGUGAGAGAAAAAUCAUCAAAAUCACGGACAACACGGGGAGGGACGUGACAGAGGAGAUCCUGAGUGGAGGCAGUGGCAGCAGUAACCCCACCCCUCCCAACUCAGGCAGGUCAAGUGCCACAGCCACACCGCCGCAGACUCAGCAGCAAGCUGGUCCGCCUGCGAAGCCGGGUGAGAGCAGCACCAGCAGCAGCACCAGCACCAGCACCAGUAUUGCUGCGCAGUUUGCAGCGCAGGUGGCGGCCACCCUCGACACCUCCCCUAACCCCAGCAAGGACACAACCACCCCUGCCGCCUCCAGCGUGGUAUCAGCCGUCGCCAAGGAGACCGUCUCCAAGGAAACGGCAGCCAGGAAAUCCGAGAGCCCCAAGCCGGUUGCUGCCGCCGCGCCGCCUACCCCGACGGUCCAACCGGAAGCUCCCGCCGCCGCAACAGCGGUUCAAACCAGAACUGAGGAGCAGGCGGCGCCGUCGGAGCAGGCUGGCGUCGGCGUGGCAACAACCGUAUCCGUGGAUACGCCCGCGUACGUUCCCGUGGCCGAGCCGUCUUCUGUUGUUCCCGCCAAAUCGGAGCCGCCUCCGACAACAACAACGGUAACCAAUGACGACACAGACUCGGCUGUUUCCAGAAGAGCGGAGCCUGUUGUUGCCGCCGGGGAAACCAAGCCCGUUGCCAUGGGAACCAAGCCUGUAACCACGGUUACGAAGCCGACAGACGUUGCCCCCCCUCCUCAAAUGAGCAAGGACUCGAACCCCCCACCCCCGGUACCUGCCCCCAAAUCUGCACAAUCCAUGGUUGUAGAUAGCAAAGACAACAAAGAUGCAACUAAGGACCGUAAUGACACAGUUGCAGAACACAAACCUACUGUGGAAACUACUAAAACGACUUCAUCAGCAAAGCCCAAAUUGCCAGAGGAAGCACCCAAGCCUCCGACUGCAGGCGUUUCUACGAAGGCUCCUCCCGAGAGUAAAUCGGAAGAGAAGCCGGCUGCAGAGGUGGCUGGUAAGAAGCCUGCUGGGGAGACUACCGUUGCGCCGGAGAAGGCUGCUGCUCCAUCUGCUGUGGAAGAGGUUAACGAUGAAUCGCCACAGGCUAAACAAGUAGCAAAGAAGUCUCAGAAGAAGAAGAUGAAGGAGUUGAAUAAGAAGGGAGACAGUAAAGACACAGACCUUAUGGAUGCAUUCAGAGAAAAGGAAGAGAGCCAAACAGUAGAAGAGCCAAAGCCUGUUGAGGAGCCAAAGACAGAGCCUCCCCCUCCCCCCACCCUAACCCAGGCCAAGCCUGAAGAAACCAAGACUGUAGAAGUAAAGGUAGAACCGCCAAAGGAGGACAAACCAGAGGUCAAGGAGGCUCCCAAGGUCGAGGUCGUUCCCCCCAAGGCGGAACCUCCCAAGGUCGACACGGCGGCUCCAACAAAAGACGACACGCCGGCGCCGAAAGUUGACGGCGUUGCCAACAAUAACGAGACAGAAGAGAAUGAUGAAGAAGUCGUGGAGAUAGAAGACAAAUCUGGGUUAAAGUACAAAUAUAGGGAAGACCAGUGGAGUCCGUUAAAUCCUGAGGGGAAGAAGCAAUAUGACCGGAGUUUCCUGCUGCAGUUCCAGCCUGAGUGUAUCGACAAGCCGGACGGACUGCCCAAGAUCGUGGACGUGGUUUUGGACAAACCUCUCAUCAUCACGCCACAGCAGAUGCAGGGGCGGCCGCAGGACUUCAGGGGAAUGGGAGGGUUCAACAAAGGCGGUCCCCCGGGUAUCCCUGACCUGAUGCCAUCCUACAUGAAGUCACCAGGAGGAGGCCAUGGAAGAAUGGUACAUGGCCCUAACAUGGGGCGUCAGCAGAGCCGUGGAGGGAACAGGAGAGAGCCGCGGAAGAUCAUCCCCAGCGUGCACACCAGGCUGGACGAUGUGGAGCUGAACAAGGCUGACAACGCAUGGAAACCCUCCACCAUGAAGAAGGGCGCCGACAAAAGCCCAGAGGAGAAGGAAACUGAUGAAAUCUUCAAGAAGGUGCAGGGCAUCCUGAACAAGCUGACACCACAGAAGUUCCAGACUCUGUGUCAGCAGGUUCUGGACCUGGACAUCUCCUCGGAGGAGAGGCUGAAGGGGGUCAUUGACCUGGUGUUUGAGAAGGCCAUCACAGAGCCCAACUUCAGCGUCGCUUACGCCAACAUGUGCCGGUGCCUCAUUCAUCUGAAAGUGCCCAUGAAGGACAACCCCAAACAGACCGUGAACUUCCGCAAGUUGCUGCUGAACCGUUGCCAACGAGAGUUCGAGAAGGACAAGGACGAUGAGCUCAAGAAAGACGAGAGGAUGAAGAAAAUAGCGCAAGCCAAGAACGAGGAUGAGAAGAAGAUGAUGGAAGUAGAACUUGAACAGGAGAUGACGAAAGCGCGAAGACGCUCGCUGGGGAACAUCCGCUUCAUCGGAGAGCUCUUCAAACUGAAGAUGCUGACGGAGAACAUCAUGCACGACUGUGUGGUCAAACUUCUCAAGUCCAACGACGAGGAAUCGCUGGAGUGUCUCUGCAGGCUCCUUACCACGAUAGGCAAGGAUCUCGACUUCGAGAAAGCCAAGUUCGAUGCUCGGCAAAAAGACUACCCACGGCGCCAGCCUCGCAUGGACCAGUACUUCCAGCAGAUGGACAAGAUCAUCAAGCAGAAGAAGACGUCUUCAAGGGUCAGGUUCAUGAUCCAGGACGUCUUGGAGCUCAGGAUGAACAACUGGGUGCCAAGAAGAGACGACAACAACCCGAAGACCAUCGACCAGAUCCACAAGGAGGCAGAGCUGGAAAUCCAGCAGCAGAACCUGAAACUGGCGCAGGUCAAACAGGACAGCCGGCGACAGGACAGAAGAGGAGGCGGGGGAGGAGGCAGGAACCCCCAGGCUGCUAGUACCCAGGACGGCGACGGCUGGAACACGGUUCCCGUCGGCAAGAGUGCGCGCGUCUCCAUCGACCCGAACAGACUCAAGUUCUCCAAGCAACAGUUUGAUGAUGGAAACAUCCAGCUGGGUCCUGGUGGCCGCCCCGGGGCGUUUGGCGGGUGGAUGAAGGGCAGCAGCGGCGGGACCGGAGCCAAGUCCGCUCAGCAACAACAACAGCAACAGCAACAACAGGAGGACUCUGGCAGAUCAACUCCUUCUAACAGAUACUCUGCACUAAGCGGUGAUAUGAGCUAUGAUGCUGCCAGGAGAAAUACCAGCAGAGGAGGCUCUGGCUCGAGAGACAACAGUAAGACGGGCCGCGGUCAGCAGCAGGCUCCCGCCAUCGGCCGCAGAAACAGCCGGGACCAGGCGCGCGACGAACAGAGGUUCGCUCGAGACUCCGUCGUCGACUCGCUCAAGAGAAUCGAGAGCGUCGGAUCGAGAAGAUCCCAGUCGGGAGAACGGCCGGAGAGACCAGAGAGGGUCAGGGAAGAACCAGAGAAGGAGAGGAGACAACAAGAGAAGUCGCGUCCAUCACCCACCCCGUCCCCAGCCCCCGCGCCUGCCCCGACUCGUGAGCUGGACAGAGCCGGGAUGGAGAAGAAGUCUCAGGCUAUCCUGGACGAGUACCUGGGCAUCAGGGAUCUUAAGGAGGCAAUCCGGUGUGUGAAGGAACUGAGUCCUGUGUCCCUGCUGCAUGUGUUGGUGGAACAUUUCCUGAACCAGACCCUGGAGAGAAGUCCCCAGGCCAGGGAGGCCACCGGACACCUGCUGCAUGAUCUGGUCAAACAGGAGAUCGUACCCGUCGAACAGUAUCUCAAGGGGUUGGGAGGUAUCCUGGAGUUUGCAGAUGACAUGGCGAUCGACAUCCCCCACAUCUGGUCGUACCUGGGGGAGCUGAUCGGACCCAUGGUCCAGGACGGAAGUGUUCCGCUCACAUUCCUGAAGGAGGCGUGCUCCCCGCUGCUGGCCUGCGACAAGGCCGGUCUGCUCGUCUCCGAGAUUCUGCACCAAGCUGCCAAGAACAUAGGCCCCAAGAGAGUUGGGGAACUCUGGAAGUCUUCUGGGCUGGACUGGAAGAACUUCCUGUCUAAGAACGAAGACGUCCAUGACUUUGUACAGAAAAAGAAACUAGGCUUUACAUUAGACGAGAGCCGUGCGUUACCUAGGAAACCGGAGCCUCUGCCGAUGGACAGGAUACAGGGCGAGCUGGAGAGAUUACUCACCAAGGACAAGGCCGACAACGAGAAGAUUUUCGACUGGAUCGAGGCCAGUGUAGAUGAAGCCACAACAAAGGAACGAACGUUUAUCCGUGCCUUGAUGACAGCCGUCUGUAGAAGUGCAAUCAUAGGUGAAGGUACCGGCCAGAGGUGCGAUACCCAGGGCAUCCAGAAGAGAGUGGUUCUGUUGCAGAAGUACCUGGACAACGAGAGCACCAGAGAACUGCAGGCGCUCUUCGCACUACAGGCACUCAUGGUGCAACUGGACCAGCCCCCAAAUCUGCUUAGGAUGUUCUUUGACACACUUUACGAUGAGGAUGUAAUAUCAGAAGACGCGUUCUACGCGUGGGAAUCGAACACGGACCCGGCGGAACAAGAGGGGAAGGGAGUCGCGCUGAAAUCCGUGACCGCCUUCUUCACGUGGUUAAGAGAAGCCGAGGAGGAAGAGACAGACAGCUGAAACCCCCACAUACACAGCCUCGAACUGAUGCAUAUACAUAAAUCAGAUUAUGGAACCUGUUAAAAACGAGGCCGUGUGGAAUUAAAUAGGGCUGUGUUGGUUCCGACCACAAAAAGAAAAAAUGCAUCCAUAAUUUAUUAUAUGUCUGAAAAAGGGGGGAAGAAAGAAAGAAUGAAUGAAAGAAAGAAAAAAUGCAGUGUACGACAAAUAGAAAUGAAGGGAAGAAAAAAAGAUAAUAAUGUAGCAACAAGAGGCCAUAGUUCCAGCUAAACGCAGUAGAUUUCUAGCGCUACUGAAAAUGUUUCUUCCAAGUCUAAAUGAAUUCUUUUAGCUGGAAGUAUGGCCUGCCUAACCAUGCAGCAUUGUAGUUGGAAAGGAAGAGAAGCAGAAAGAAAAAAAAAUUGAAUACGCCAGACAUGUGCUCUGACCAGCUUUGUAUAUGUACAUGCUCUUACAAUCAAAUUGACACUGAAUUUUUUCGUUCUGCAGAGAAUAAAGAGUAAUUUAUUAUUGCAGAAAAAGAAGAGUAAAAAAAAAUACUACCAGCAGAAGAGCGGCGCCAACAUUUGUAUUCAAAGAACGCAAGGUUCCGCCGCCUGCGAUCGAUCGAUCGAUGCGUUCUCUCAGAAAAACUAAGUUCUGAGAAAGUGAAAUAAAACAGUUGAAUCUGAUGCGAAGUGGUGGUCUGAGAAUCUCUGCUGUUCAUGUCAGCUAUUCAGAGAGCCUUGUAAGCGGGCGACAAAUGUAGACUGCGACAAUGACACAUUUUAUACGCUAAUGCUGACCAACUCUGUGCUUCCUAAUGACUGAAUGAGAGAUAAGAAAGAAUGAGGUGGAAAAAAGAAGAUAUAGUCCACUUUUUGCAAAUCCGAAGACGAAAA